Molecule: messenger RNA, 945 nt
Organism: Acanthosepion pharaonis
Lineage: Eukaryota; Metazoa; Mollusca; Cephalopoda; Sepiida; Sepiidae
Source: the annotation of a GenBank genome assembly
AUGUCGGCCAUUUUUCUUCCUUCGUUAAUUUUUUAUUUGAAAUUUUUUGUUAUAUAUCUUGACUCUCAGAAAGUUCCCUCCCUCUGCUUUUCCCCCACAUCCCAAAAUCCCAUUGGCAGCUCUCAGAAAGUUCCCCCUCUGCCAAGACUCCCACAUACCUCUCCCCUUGCAGCUCCAAACGUUCCCACCCUGAUUCUUUCUCCCCCACAUAAAAACAAAAAAUCUCAACACGUUCCCUCCCUCUUCUUUUCGAUAAGGUCAUACAAGUUUCCCUUUCAGCUCUCAACAUUUUCUACACCAAUUUCUCACCCCCAUCCUUCUCCCCUGGCAGCUCUCACAAAGUUCCCUCCCAAAUUUCUCCCCAUUGAUCUCUUCCUUAUAAGGCUCUCAACAAGUUCCCUCCCUCUGCUUGAUCCGCCCAUCACCCUCCCUCCCUUGCAUUUCAAAUUUUUCCUCCCUUACUUUCUCCCCCCAUAUAAAAUUUUCUCUGAAAUUUUUCCCAACCUCUCUUUUCCAAAUUUUCCCUCACUCUUUGUAUUUCCCUCCCUCUCUCUUUCUCCCCACAUCCCUUUUUUGCAGCUCUCAACACGUUUAAUCUGCUUUCUCCACAUACCUCUCUCUCCUUUUUUCUCAAAUUCCCUUUAUCUUAGACCCCAUUUCCUCUCUUACUUCAGCUCUCAACCUCUCAACAAGUUGAAAGAAUUUUCUUAUGAGUUUCUCUCCCUUUUUUUUUCAACAAGUUCCCUCCCAUAUUCUUUCAUAUUUCUCUCCAUCUCCUUAAAUCAAUACCUUUUUUCACCUCUCUCCCUUUCAUCACUCCCUUUAAAAAAAAAGGGAUCUUUUUCCUUCUCUUGCAGCUCUCAACACGUUCCACCCUCUGCUUUAAAAACCACCUCUUCUCGUUUGCAUCUCUCUGAAAAGUUCCCUCCCUCUGAAAUUAGAUAA